GAGAUUUGGAAACAUCAGAAACCAAAGCUUGCUAAAUGAUUUCACUCAGUCUCCAAAUAUGCAUAGGAUUUGCAGCAGCAGCAGAAGAAGACCAAUCCAUCGAACCAAAGUCUCUCAAGUGUUUUACAAUGUCGGUGUUACAUCCAUCCGUGGAAGUGGAAGUUAUCUGCGCCGACUACUUUGGCGACGAACUUGUGUUGCCUCUGCCCAAGCUUAAUAACAAGAUGGAUAGCUACAAAAGCAGCGGGAAGAAUACUGCAGCAAGGGUGGCUGGAAAACCUGCUGCCACCGAGGUCCAGAAUAAGGGUACUGACCAUCACCACCACCCCAGUAGCCACAAGAAAUCAUUCCUGGGAUUCUCUCCGGCUUUUGAUGGCUUGCAUUGUUUCGAGACGCUGAAUUGGAAUUGAUGAGGUUCACCAUCCUUAAAAGAAACCACAAACGUAGCCUUCUCCCUUCCAUGUCAAAAGGAGGUAGUAGUCACACUGUAGUGGCUUUUCGUAAUAUCCUAGUAGCUUGU
Messenger RNA from Coffea arabica (coffee), 520 nucleotides. Lineage: Eukaryota; Viridiplantae; Streptophyta; Magnoliopsida; Gentianales; Rubiaceae. The record is from RefSeq and is a predicted model, not a curated record.